AUGGUACUGGACAACGACUGCGUGCCGCUGCAGCGCUCUUGGUGCUUGUUCGAGCUCCUCCAGACGCGUUACGUGGCGCCAAAGCUCAAGAGCGGCUACGAGGCGACCGGCGGCGCCGUGAACCGGUCGAAGGGGUUGCUGCUCUGCACACCCAACGGGGUGCUCCAGUGGGGCAAUGCCCAUGUGGACACCGUGGUGCGCUUGGCCGAGAAGGUCGGCGAGAUUCGCUCCUCGGCUUUGGAAGGUCGGGCGAGGUCGGGCGAGCCGGCGCCGUGGGGGGUGGGAGAUGGUGGCACGGUGGCACCAAUUGAUUGA
Durusdinium trenchii is the source of this 315-nucleotide messenger RNA. Lineage: Eukaryota; Dinophyceae; Suessiales; Symbiodiniaceae. The record is from the annotation of a GenBank genome assembly.